AUGGAAGUCCGCGCUUUCGACGGCCCACUGCCAGCAGCAAAGACUGGAUUUGGCCUCUGCAGAAACGAUGCUUGCCUUCUGUCUAGGGGCUGGCGCUGCCACAGGCGCGCCGGUCGGCGGUCUUCCCGCAAGCGCUCCCGCGAGCCCUCGGACCCCCAGCAGCGCGCCUGGGUGAGCGAAAUGUUGCGGGAGGAGACGGAAGAGGGCAUCCUGCAAGCAGUGGAGCGGCUUCGUGAGAGGAACUUGUUGUCCAGAGUCCAUGACUACACCAGUGUGGUCAUCGCGUUCUCUCGCAAGCACUAUUGGGAAAGGGCUUGCGAUGUCCUUUCCGAGAUGCACUACCGUAGUCUGGCAGCAAAGCCGGUGGCCUACAACAACGCCAUGAAUGCUUGCUUAAGCAGGGAGAACUGGCAGCAGCCCCUCCGCCUCCUCCGAGAGAUGCGAGAGCGGGCGGUGCCUUGUGACUUGUUCUCUUACACCAAUGCCCUGACAGCCUCUGGCCGUAUGGGUAUGUGGCAGGAGGCGCUGCGGCUGCUUUGGAACAUGGUCGGCGACAAAGUUGCUCCCGACAUCGUCGCCUUCAACGCCGCCUUGGCCGCCUGUGAGAGCGCCGGCCGUUGGCAGUGGUCCCUUCAGCUCACGAAGGCCCUGGGGCAAGCCAAGCUGCAGCCAGAUGACGUGACUUACCGAUCGAUCACGAGAGCCCUGGAGGCUGCGGAGCAGCAGCUGAGAGAGCUGCGCCUGGAGUUGCCCUCACCCGUGAGUCCGGGAGGGCCCUCGCAUCAAGGACCCGCGCAGCUGCACUACUGCCUCGUGCAGUGUGAUGAGCAGGGCUUGGAGGGCUGGUCGCUGGCAGCUGGCAGCAAGCACCGGCGCUGGGACACCCUCUUGCUCGGGCUGCUACAGUGCUUCAUGAUGGAUGGACAGUGGCUGCGAAACGUAGCUGCGUCCCUUCUCGUGGGCCCAGAUGCCGUCCAUGCCACGGGGGCCUUGCAGCCCCUAGUGAUGACGGUGCUGGGCCAGGGCCAGGAUGGUCGGCCUUUUUACCAGCCGGCCACCCUGAAAGCCUUCGAGGAAGCACUGUGGAAGCGACGUGGCCAGGACGCGGAAGGUCUCUGCUGGCAGCGGGCGCCGCAUCGUCCGAAGACCCGGCUCGAGGCCCAAGGCAUGCUCCUGGAAAGCCUGGACGAGCUCGUCGGGGAGGCGCCCGCCAAGGCUGGUGUCCUUGCGUUUGAUGCCGGGGCCGUGCUGACUUACGACGAGUUGCAAGAGUCUGGCUGGACAGGCAGCUACGACAAGCUGUUUGUGCUGCUUGGGGGUGCGCACGGCUUUGAUGGGGCAGACGAUGUCGACGGCCGUUUCUUGGGAGAAGUGCUGGGGCGCUUUGAAGCCCGAGUCGGCACGGAGAACGUGGCGAAGGUCACCCUGGCGGAUGAUGCCAGCGCCAGCGUAGCUACCACUUUUCCGCUUUCCAAAGUUGUCAGCUUCAUCAGCGUGGAGCACUGUCGUGGCACCCUCUUCGCAAGCAAGCGCUCUCAGGCGGUCCAGCAGGAGGCGGGGCGGGAGGGAAAAAUAGGUUCCGAAGCGAGCGCAUUCAGCGAAAGCGAGCUGAAGGAGGCGAAGAAAAACCUUGCAGAAAUCAUCCUUGUGACUUCGCUUCUGUUUGCCAGUUCCGAGACAUCUACCGGCACUUGCGGGAGGCGCCCCUUUCUCAGCUGCUGUCUCAAGUCUCAGACUGAUGAGACGCCUGCGCGAACGAGGGUGAGGGGGGGCAUGGAGGUCCCCGAAGCCAUCCCAGAGGACUUCGUGCUGGGCCUGGUCCUGGCAGUCUCUGGAGGAGGAAAGACUCGGAGCCUCCGUGCCCUGCGCCGGGAGCGCGGUUUGGGAGCCGAGGAUGGACUGGACUUGAGAGAUGAAGCAUUGCCACCGGUGGCGGACCCGCGUUUCGCAUCGGCGGAGGCCGCAGUGAGCCGGCUCUCAGCCGCAGGGCUCUCCUCGGUGCCCGCCUGGUGCCAGCCGUUUUGGACUCUCUCCCAUGGGGAGCAAUGCCGAGCUGAAUGCGCCGCAGCGCUCAAGGAUGGCGCCUUGCUGGACGACUUCGGCGCCUUCACCGCCUCCGGCCAGACGCAAGCGGCCGCCGCGGCGCUCUCCCGCUUCGUGCGCAGCCAGGGGCUUCGGAAGAUCGUGGUGGCUGCAAGCGACAUGGACCUGGUUUCAUGGCUUGCUCCGGAUUGGGUCUGGCUCCCACGGAGCAGGGAGGUGAUCUUGAUGAGAGCUAGCUGGCGGCCCAAGCUUGAAUUUUGUCUUGGAUCAACGUGGGCACCGGAAGCUCGCUGGAGCAGCCUCUUCUGCACAGCCAACCUCUGCGAGCGCACGGUGCGAAGCUGCGAGGUCCAGAGGCAUCCCAGGCUGGCUCUGGUGGAGGAGCGCUUCGACUUUCGCUCGCAGACGCGAGUCUCCUCGCAGCUCCCGAUGCUGCCUGGCUGGCUCCUGGAGGAGGACCUGCCGGGCCUGGGCAUUGUUUUUGGGCCUUCGGGCAGCGGAAAGACCACCGUCUUGCAGGCGUUUCAGGAGAUGAAGGUCUGCCCACCCAAGGUGCCGACCACUUCACAAGGUCUCCCGCCGGAUGUGCGCGAGACGCUUGGCCUCGUGGAGGAACCGCAUAGCGCGGGCGAGCUCCACCAGUAUGCUGUCGCAGAUGCAUUGUGGCAUGGGGGGAGCACGGUGGUCUUGGACGAGCUUGGCUCUCAGCUUGAUGCUGCAUCUCGCCGUCGGUUCUGUGCAGGCCUGCGAAAGCUUCUGCAAAAGGGGCCACUAUCGUUCAAGCGUGUGGUGGCCGCCACCUUGCACCCGGACAUGGUGGAUCUGCUGAGGCCACGGUGGAUGCUGGACACCGCCUCUGCCACGCUCUGGCGGAGCCCAGCGGAACCUGAGAUGGGCGAGGAGAAUUCAAUCGAGCAACUGGGCGACAGCGAGAUGCCACGCUUUGAGGCCGAGCAGGUGCGCAAGGGCUUCGUGCAGCCCAUGCUGAAGCUGAAGGUGUCCCUCCUGCACGCCGAUGGAACCAGGGCUUGGCGGCGCUUUGCUCGGCACCACUACCUGAGCUCCCAGCUCAGCCCGGCCGCCACCUGCGCCGAAGUGCAUUGGGGAGACGAGCCCGUGGCCUUUCUGGCCCUGCUGCCACGGGAAGCCGCCAGCGGCUCGACGGACUGUCGAGAGCAUCGCCUUGUCGUGCUCCCCGACUUCCAGGGUCUUGGCAUCGGCUUGGCUCUUUCCGAAUUCAUGGCAGAGCUGGCCACCACACAAGGCUUCUUUGGCUGCGUGCCUCCGCAGCGGUAUUUCUCCAGCACCGCCCACUUCCAUUUGGGAUCUGCCCGUGCACGAAGUCCUCUCUGGGCCUCCACCCCCUUCGAUGGGAGCGAAGCCGCCAGACCCGGGGACACGCGGCUUCUCUUUAAGCACAUGUAUGUGGGAAAGGGGCCAGCGGCGAGCAAAGCCUUGCCAGAGAAAGGCGAUGGCCAGGAGAACGCCGCCGGCUACACCGGCACCGCCUUCCGUGACUCCCCGCACAACAACAGUGCCGCGGUCCUGCGGCCGAGGAAGCUAAAGCGCAGGGGCCGGCAGGAGGAAAGCACUCAGAUCGACUGCACAACUGUGGGAGAGGCAAUAAAAGUGCAGGUGGUUGAAGACAGGCUGGCGUUUUGGGCUACGACGUCGCCUGGCCUUGAGGACGUUGUGGCUGACGAAGCCCGUCGCAAAAUUCCAGAAUUGACCAUCGAGGAGAAGAAGGGCAGUGGCCGCAUCUGCCUUUGCGGCACGGAGCUGCAGGACCUGAAAGCUCGGCUGGAAAAGCUGCUCGCUGCUGAUCGAAUUUAUGUGCAGGUCGCUCGUGUCUCGGGGCUUCGCGGCGACCUCGACGCCAAGCUCCGGCAGCUGGCGGCCGACCCAGCCCUGGGAGCCUCCCUGCACCGCGCCGCGAGGUUCUGCUUGGAUACUGAGCAGUCUGAGGCUGCGCCGUGGACCUUUCGGGUAACUUGCCGACGGAGUGGGCCCCGUAUCAUAGGCUCUGAUGCCGCUGCUGCCGCCCUGGCUGCAGGCAUCGAGGCCAGCCUCGGUUGGCGGCCCGAGCUGCAGAACUUCGAGCUGGAGCUGGUGCUCUGGCUCCAGCCCGCCGAGAUCCUCCUGGGCAUGAGUUUAGGUCGCCAAGGUGCUACUUGCUUGCUGGCCCCGGAACGACGGGCUGGCCUGGCCGAGCUGAAGUCGAGUCUGAGCUACGCGGCGCUGGCACGGUGUGUGGGCGAGGCAUGGGUACCUGGACAGCUGUUGGUGGAUCCCAUGUGUGGCUCCCUCGCACCGGUCGAGGUGGCUACUGGCUCCGAGUUUGGGAAGCUCCUGUUCUGCCUCUGUGGAGACAUUUCGGAAGCGGCCAUGGCCACCUCAGGCUGGAACCGUUCCCUGCUGCCGCAGUCCAGGCGUGCCCGAAUCGACCUGGUGCGCUGGGAUGCUCGAAGGCUGCCGCUGCGAGCUUUUUGUGCCGAUCGGCUGCUACUUCACCCACCAGCUGGGAAAUUCUUCGGAGCACCGCAGGCACACGCGAGGCUCUAUGCUGCCUCCCUCGAUGAAUGCCGUCGGGUGCUCCGCCCCCGGGGCCGCGGCCAGCGAGGCGCCCAUGCGCCGCGCCUGGCCCUGCAGACCGACGACCGGGUGCUGGCAGACAAAGCGCUGCCGGUCCAUGCUGCCGGCGCGAACGAAGGCUGCAUCGUAAGAACCAGCAAGGACUUGGGCAUCGCUUGGGUGCGUCACGCAGAAACCAGACUUCUCUUCGAAGGCGAUGCAAGCCUAAUGUUGCUCAGCACCUGCGUGAAGCCGCUUCGCCAGGACGGAUCCGUCACCAACGCCAACAGAACCGUGUGA
Molecule: messenger RNA, 4914 nt
Organism: Symbiodinium sp. CCMP2456
Lineage: Eukaryota; Dinophyceae; Suessiales; Symbiodiniaceae
Source: the annotation of a GenBank genome assembly